AAACGUUCUAUCAUUGGUCUUCCUUGACGAGCACCAAACAUCAUUUUUAAGAAUGUUUUUCCAAGACUUUCACUCUAGAUUUUGCUAUUCCAGAAAACAACAAUACAUUUUCUUAUGAAAACUAUAUAGCAUCACUCGGUCAAAAAAGUAUUAAAAUGAAAAUGCUCCCGCAAUGUACGAUCACUUAACUUAAACUUUAACCACAAAAUUUUUACUCUUUGACAAAUUGUUCUAUUUAUUUGUUUUUUAUUCAUGUAGUUAAAAUUUAAAUAUAUAACCUAACAAAAAAAUUAAAUAUUCUUUUAGCACACAAUUCACAUAUUUUUUGCAUCAAGCUUGUCGACAAGAAUUGACACCAUACAUUUCCCAACAAAUGAAAGUAUUCAGUCCAAUCCAUCCAUCCAUCACUUGAACAUCCAGUGCUGUCUGCCAUUACGGACAAUGUGUGUGAUCUUUUUUUCGCUGUUAGCUUGAGCGAGACUUGACUUUUCUGAGUUACCUCUGGUGAGUGUGCGCUUGAGUCCGGCCGUCCGAUGAGCAGCAGCAAGCUGAGGUGGCCGUGGAGGACGCCGAUCAGGCUGGGCCGCUCAAGGGACUUCUAUGUGCGGAGCGUCACGGGCUGCGCACGCUACGUCCCCACCGACCACGUAUUCGGUGCCUACCCGGUGCUCGUGCCGGUGACGGCACCGCCGCCCAGGAGCUACAGCUGCGGCUCCGACUGGGGCGGGGACCUCCGGGAGCUCAUCCGCGCCACGUCGCAGAGGCAGCGCGGCGAGCAGCAGGCCGUCGUCCUCCAGGGCAAGAGCACGGCGGGCCGGCUGUUGCCUUCCAUGGCGCGGGUCGACGAGGAUGCAUCGUGUGAUUUCGGCGGCGGCCGAGAGGAGGUACUCGUGGAGCCGGAGAUACGUCGGUGGCAGCGGCGAGGGGAUUUGCAGGGCGGCGGAUGGCUUGUGGCACGGCCCGGCGGCCGCGGACGGCUCGCGGCGCGUUAGAGGAGGACGCGAGGUGGUGCCGAAGCAGCGGGGGAGAGUGAGCAGCGGCGGCGGUCUUGCGCGAUGGCUGCAAAUCGGAAAGAGAGGCGUGUGCUUGAUCCAGAUCAGGAGGAGGGGAGGGGGCGAGGACGGGGUCAGAUCGGGAGGAAGGGGAGGGGCAUGUCCGCGGGGGUGAGGGGGUCCGGUUUUUUCUCGCGGGCGGGGUUGGAGGACGACGGACCUACGCGGACUGGAAAUUAAUAAUUAGUAAAGAUAUGACUAUGUAGUUUUAUCUGAUGGUAUGUUUAAAAUUGCAUUUGAACGGCAGUCGGAUGGUUGGAAUUGGUUUCCAGUCGUCCUUGUAACCGGCAGAAGUGUGGCUGUUUCACAAUAUUAUGUGAAGUACUUGUCAUAAUUAUAAAAAAGAAAACAUCACUUUUCAUGUAAGACGUUAUUUUAUGAAUCUACUGGUUUCAGGCUGGAACUACAGCAUAGUUAUAACCUGGGUAAUGGUGUAAAAAUAUUAUGUGCCCAAGCAACUGUGAGGAAAAAGCAGAGACUGAUAACAAGGUAUAUGAACUAGGUUGGUUCUUAAAACUAAACUGUCAACCUGAACCGAGUUGUUUGCAUCUCAUAUAUGUGCCUGUUACCCUUUAGUAAGCGGUUAG
Brachypodium distachyon (stiff brome) is the source of this 1639-nucleotide messenger RNA. RefSeq lists its product as uncharacterized. Bases 534 to 992 code for a protein of 152 amino acids. NCBI's taxonomy places the organism in Eukaryota, Viridiplantae, Streptophyta, Magnoliopsida, Poales, Poaceae. The transcript has a single exon. The record is from RefSeq and is a predicted model, not a curated record.